AUGAAGCAGACGAAAGAAGCCGAAAAUGGCGAGACCACAAAUAUUGCUAAUAUUCUCAAUCAAAUUAAUAUAAUCGAUAUGUAUUUGACAUCGAGAAUAAAACUUCAGCUGACUUUGUUCCUUCUAAAGUUCAUGCCGAUUUUAACAAAACAAAAAACAAAAUCGUUGUGGGCUCGCCAGUUCUUCAUUCAUUACCGCUUUGCUCUUGGCACUUUGCAAACUGAAAUUACGAUUUUAUUAUUAAAUAUUUAA
Messenger RNA from Clunio marinus, 252 nucleotides. NCBI's taxonomy places the organism in Eukaryota, Metazoa, Arthropoda, Insecta, Diptera, Chironomidae. The record is from the annotation of a GenBank genome assembly.